ACAGACCAACUCAUGAAUAUUGACUUCGGAAGAGAUCGUACAUGAUUCAAGGCGAGACGGGUAACAUUCGGGUGCACUUGGAAUACAGCAGUGAAAAUGGAUUUAAAUGCCAUCAUAGAAAACAUGGAAACAGGGGAUCAAAAUGCCGCAUUAAUGGCACUACAGACGUAUAAUAAAGAGAAGGCUCAUUGCUUCAAAUUUAAUACAGAGGAUGAGGCGGAAAGAGAGCGUCUGGGAGAGCUGGUGAUGGGUUUCCUGGAGCGAGGCCUCCAGCCUUCCUGCCAACUGGCCUGCCUGGAGACCAUCCGCAUCCUGUCCCGCGACAAGAACAACCUAGCGCCCUUUGUCACAUGCCGUUCCCUCGCAGUCCUCAGCCACCACGCGGGAAUCAUCCCAGGCAAUGGGGAGGCUGUUUCAGGCGACGCCCCCGAGAACCUGGAUUUGGAGGUGAUCGUGGAGGCACUGAAGUGUAUCUGCAACCUCAUACUGCACAGCCCCACUGCCCAGGAGCUCGGCCAAGAAAUGGACUUGAUGACCGGCAUCGCCGAGCGCCUUAAGCAGUGCCACGACAAUCAGUGGAACCACGAGGUGCGCUUCUUUGACCUGCGCCUCACCUUCCUCCUGACCGCGCUGCGUGUUGAUGUUCGGAGCAAGCUGGCCCGCGAGUUGCAUGGGGUCAGCCUCCUGGGAAACGUGCUCGAUGCCACGCUGGGUCUGUGCUGGCCCGACACCCUCGAGGUGGCGAGGGAGGGCGUGGUGGAGGACGCCAAAGAGCUGCCGCAGCUAAGCCGUGAGCAGAUUGAGCGGGCCAUGGAAAUCCUUAAGAUCCUCUUCAACAUCACCUUCGACUGCUCACGCCGCACAGUGGAUGAGGAGGAAGCGGCCACCUACAGACACCUCGGAGCCAUACUCAGACACUGCCUCUUGAGCAGUGCAGAUGGAGAGGAGCGCACAGAGGAGUUCCAUAGCCAUGCAGUGAACCUGCUGGGGAACCUGCCUCUGACCUGUUUGGACGUCCUUCUAGCACCCAAGGUUCAGCAGGGCUCCAUCGAGCACAUGGGACUGAACAUGGAUGCUGUCAACAUGCUCCUGGAGUUCAUGGAGAAGAGGCUCGACAGGGGAAACAAGCUAAAGGAGACACUCCUUCCUUCCCUGAAUCUGCUCACGGAGAGUUCCCGUGUCCACAGAGAGACCCGCAAGUUUCUCAGGAUGAAGGUGCUUCCACCACUGCGAGAUGUGAAGAACAAGCCGGAGAUGGGGAACGCUCUUCGUAACAAGCUUGUCCGCUUAAUGACUCACAUCGAUACGGACGUCAAAAACUGCUCCUCCGAGUUCCUGUUUGUUCUCUGUAAAGAAAGCGUUUCCCGGUUCAUCAAAUACACUGGUUAUGGGAACGCGGCAGGGCUUCUUGCUGCCCGGGGUCUGAUGCGUGGAGGAAGCGACCCUGGCACAUACUCAGAGGAUGAGGACAGUGAGACGGAGGAGUAUCGGGAGGCCAAGAGCCAGAUCAACCCAGUGACAGGUAUCGUUGAGGAUGAGCAACCAAACCCCAUGGAGGGGAUGACGGAGGAGCAGAAAGAGAUGGAGGCCAUGAAGCUGGUCAACAUGUUUGAUAAGCUCUCCAGGAACCAUGUGAUCCAGCCGAUGCAGUUGGGAAGUGAUGGGAUGAUGAGGGAGAUGAACGUGUCUGACCUGAAGAGGUUGACCCAGCAGGUUGCCCCCAACCAGCCACAUGCCUCUGACAGCGAGGAAGAUCUGGAGUAAGCCCCCAAUGCGGUAUGGGUGUGGCCCAAUAUGGCUAGGUUGGGGAGGGGGGGAUAGGUUGGGGGGGGCUAAGUGGGAAUUGGUGCGGGGAUGUGGCUAGCUGCGGUGGAGCGUAGCUUGAUGUAGCUCAGCUCCACAGUUUUACAGAUUUAAACUGGUGUGUUUUUCAGUCUAACAGUCUAACAGUGGUUGAUCAGAAUGUGAUUACAGAAGAACAUGCUCACAAUGUCUGUUCACCCUAACCCAACACUAGGAGCACUAUUGCUUUGUUCAAUGCCUAGUAUCACCUCUCGGAACACAUUUAAAUUCAUUUUGUGUAAUCCUGACUCAACAAUCAGGAGGACACCAGCUAUGUGAGAAACUGACCAGCCUCUUUGCAACAUGGGAAGCUUCUUCCUCUACAAGUUAUUCUUUUCUGUAGUAGAUGUCAGGUCUAAAGUAUUUCUGCUUUUUGAAGGUAAAAAUCUGAUCAGGGCACUCAAAAUAUACCAUUUUGUCACAUUAUUUCAGUGUGAUCCUAAAUACAGGUACAGGUUACACUACUAGUUGUAAAAAAUCCACAGCAAUAUCUAUGGUCUUUGACAAUAUCUUGAUGAGUUCACUGCAAAUGUGAUUAAGAUGUGCAAUCUCUUCAAAGUUGCAAUGAUAGUACAAUACAUUCUUCUGAUAUUGAGAUUGUUUCCACAUGAACCCUACAUGUCCUACUGGAUGAAAAGACAAUUAAAAGUAUCCUCUAUUUUAGUUGGUAAGAAUGAUGAUUGUAAUGUGGUAUGCAAAGAUUCAGAUUAUAUAU
Molecule: messenger RNA, 2557 nt
Organism: Hypomesus transpacificus
Lineage: Eukaryota; Metazoa; Chordata; Actinopteri; Osmeriformes; Osmeridae
Gene: ric8a
Product: RIC8 guanine nucleotide exchange factor A
Exons: 10
Coding region: 97-1764 (555 amino acids)
Biological process (GO): G protein-coupled receptor signaling pathway
Cellular component (GO): cytoplasm; plasma membrane
Molecular function (GO): guanyl-nucleotide exchange factor activity; G-protein alpha-subunit binding
Source: RefSeq, a predicted model, not a curated record